Caenorhabditis auriculariae is the source of this 17115-nucleotide messenger RNA. The record is from the annotation of a GenBank genome assembly. Lineage: Eukaryota; Metazoa; Nematoda; Chromadorea; Rhabditida; Rhabditidae.
AUGCGGAGUAUUUUACUGUUCUGCUCGAUUUUUGUACUGGCCCGGGCCGCUGGCGGCUUUCUCAAUGGUUAGUUUUUUUUUUUGACAAGAUUUUUUUCAUUUCUUUUUUGUUUAGGCGGUUGUGAUCGGUCCUCGUGUGUGAAUGGCAAAUGCCAUCGUGGCCCACAGACGAAAUACGGUGGAGCGACUCAUUGGUGCGAGUGAGUGGACUUUUUGAAUUCAUUUUUAUGAUGCGCAAAAAAAUUUAGUAUUAAGUUUAAAGCUUGGAAAAUUUAAGAUACGUUGUAUUUUUUUAGUUUCCUGAGCUUCUCUUUAUUAGCCUAAAAAUUUUAAUUUCAAUUUUUUUCAAGCUUUUGUUCACACAUGAUCUUGGACUGUUUCUUCAAAUCAAACGAAACGAUAUUUUUCUUUGUUUUUUUUAUUCCUACCACUGCUUACCAAUAAAUAUGGCGAAAUAGCCCAAAUCCCAGCGCGUAAAAUUGUGGCCGCAAAGCAUCCGCCGACAGUUGCGCAACACUUUUUUUUUCUAGCGGAACCGCUUUUCCGUUUCUUUUUUUCUUACUGUUAAUCAAUCCAGUUUUUUAUUGCUCUGAUAUCUUUAAGGAAAUUACUCAACACGUAUUUUUUAUAUGCGGCACGUGCCCUUUAACCUUGCCAAUGCGUCAUGAUAAGAUAAUGUUAUUCUUCUCCUUUUUUUGGCAUUUGUUAAGGUGAUGAUUAAUGAGGCGAUAGGUUGACUUUUAGGGGUUUGAAUAGGUUACGGAGCUCCUCAUCAAUUAACUAAGGGGAGUGCGAAUUUUUAAAAAGUAGUUUCAAUUUUAAAACUCAACAAAAUGUUUAGCAGUACGGUUAUUUUUUACAUGAUGGUAAAAUUGUCGGGAAAGAAAAAAUUCACUUCAUUUUUUCAUCCCAAGUGCGGAAACUUCAAGAUGAAGCUGAAAGCAGAAUCGUACUCUGGACGUUUUACACACUGUCUAUGGUCCUGCGCGCAGGUCUGCCGUUCCCUGGUAAAUUGGCAUGCCAGCGCGCAUGUCUUUAGACAUUGAGUAGAACGAGGAUAGUCUGGCCUCUCCAAGUUCAACGUGCUCUCUAAACGGAUGCAUGCGCGCUGACCUACCGUUUCGUUUCGCUUCGGAGUACUGUAGAUUCUCCCAGCAGAUCCCAAUCGAGAGGGGCGCAAAAAAGCAAUGGCGCAACCGUGGAAGAAAGAAGUGAGAGAUGAGUAGUUUAGAGCGCCACAAGUAAUGGACCAGCCACCCCACAAUUACCCAAUCAAAUACCUUCCGUUUGAUCAUAUCUUGACGAUGCGUUUCCGCUGGGCGAAUCAAGGCAACACGAAAGUGCUAACAGAGGCUUAAGGGAUCACUUGAAUGACUCUCAGAGAUGUCAAGGUCACCACAGAAUGUGAAAGAAUCAUAGAAAAAAUUCAAAAAGCUUUCUCAGAGCAAUUUUAAAAUCAUAUUUUUCUGCUCAUCAUGAAAGCUUUUUUGGAAUUCGAAGCUCGAUUCCCAGGCGCGACAGGUUCUUUUUUUGCGAUGCCUCGUCCAUGUGGUGAGAAGCGGCACCACCAAGGUGUUGGUGGUCGUGUGGCGCAACACUGAAUGGACAUCUGUCGCGUGUGGGUUUUGUAGAUAUGUGUCGAGGAAUUGGGUUGAAAUGCUUGGGAAAAGAAUAUUUUCCGAUUUUGACGUCUUCUCCAGUGGUAGGUUGGAUAGACGCGGAGAUUUUAGAUUUUUAGAACUAGAGAAAAGUUUAAAGCAUAAAUUAAAGCUGCCAGACCAUGUCAAGCUCGUCAGUAGUAACAGUGGUGCUUAAGUUAUUUUUUCUGAGUUAUAAUUGUAUCUCUUACCUGAUAAUUAUGAGGCAUCAGGUAAUUGUGGACUACGUUUUGGGGAGGACACUGAGUUCUAAGCUUUUCUUUUCAAGAUAGUUCAUUUUUGAACUGGGGUUUAUCAGAACCUUGACUCGAACCUUAGAAAUGCUUUAAUUUUAGGUAUUUUUAAGUUGUAAUCGGAUGGAGUACGGUCCAAAAUAACUUGUUGAAAUUUGAUUACAAGAAAAUUAGAUGAAGCCUUGAAAAUCACAAGUCAAUCAACACGGAAACAUUAACUUCCGAAGAAUAAAAGAACAAAAAGACCGACAAUCCGAUUCCCAAGUCAUUUCAAUUCCGAUUAGGACACGAGGAAGAAAGGAUCAGCGGCGAACCUACCGAAAAAGGUAGUAGGGUGGAAAUCCAGCCAGUUAUUGGAUUAUCUCCUCAUUUCGGCCAUUUGUCGGCGAUAAAGAACAACUCCGGAUGCAUUGUUCUACGAUUAGCAAGUCGGCGGCGACGAGGGUCAGUUCCCAGAGGCACAUUUCAUUCUGAGGAUUAGUGCUGACCAUUGCCAGCAAGUCUUGAAGAUAGAGCUGAGAUCAGCCUACGAAGGCUAAAAAGUGUUAGAAACGUGGAAAACUGGAUAAGAAUCGAAACCACAAUCAACACUUCCAUCAGGAGUCUCUGCUUGUAGAAAAGAAAAAGUCAUACUUUUUCAAAACUUUUAAUCCCAAAGAUUCGCAUUUCACACCUUUUUGUCUUCCCUCUUGUCAGCCAUUUAUCCCCAAAAAAGGCCGUGGCGUUCAGACGGCCGAAGCGAACGCGGAUCACACCGACAAACAAGGAACAGUAAAUCACUCUAGUGUGCGUCUUGGCCACUGAUGUCGCUCCGACGAAAAUCAUGACCAUUUAAGGGACUUUCUUCAUCUCAUCCAAAUGAAAACCGCUUCAUUUACGCGCGCGCGAGCCGAAAAAAUUGAAAAUAAAUGAAGAAAAAAACGGCUCUCGGCUAAAUCGCUAGUUUAUUGCCAUGAGAAAAUCUCCGCGGCGGUGGGUUGUGGUCAAGAAAAAUGGCGCCCUACCAAUGAGGACUUGAUGAAAAUUAAGGAAGAUGAGCUGCGCCAAUUUCCUCGUUUUAAGAGAUUCUUCUGGGAAUUCUCGGAUGAAUAAGUUCUUCUGUAGUUGUCGUGGCUUGAGAUUAGAAAAAGAAGGGGUUUGAUAAGGAUUUUUGUGGAGAAACUUUAUCGCUUGGUCGAAAUUUCUAGUUGAAUAAGUAUAAAAGUCACACAGAUUUUUUUAUAGGUUGCUUUAUAAGAUUUUAAAGUAGAUUUUUAAAAAUAUUGGCUUUUUAUGUAAGAUUUAUAUCUCAUUCUGAGUACUGAUGAAAAAUCUUGCCAAAUUCUUAUCUUAUCGAAAGAUCUGCGCGGCGUUUUGCUUGGAAUGUUUUAUAAACGUUGGACUUUUUCUCGGGAGAAAUUUACCAGUGAUUCAUGUAGAUUAGAAACUGCGGGCAGAAAACAACACAAAAAAAUCUUUUUUUCAUGAAAAAUUAGGGGUUUUUAUCAAAAUUUUUUUCAGGAAUAAAUCUAACUUCCGAGAUUUACUCAGUUAUUCCUGAAUUUCUUUUCAGAUGUAUCCCGGAAGCGGCUGGAAAACUAUGCGAGAAGAUCUGCGACCUGGAAUGUGGCCAAGGCGAAAAAUGCGUCUUCGACUCGUUGGGACGACCAAACUGUUGCAACGGUAGGUCAUCCAGGCCAUUCAAAUGGUGUUAACAAUAAAAAAAAGAAGAAAGAAGGGGAAAAAACGCGCGUAAAUCAUCAGCACGGCUCCAAUGUGGCUAGUCAUCGCUUAGCCGUAUUUUUUUCUCCGUGAUGAUGGUGGUGACCACAUUUUUUCGCGCACCUCGCGUGGUUUUUACGAGGUUUUGAGUAGUGUCCACCGGGUGGUGUCCGAUGGAAAUUGUCGAAUUUGAGGUUUUUGAUUUAUGGUUUUGAAGGGAAAAAAGCUGGUGUUAAGCUUUGGAGAAUUCACAGCGAUUUUUAAAAGGAGAAUAAAAAGUUUUGAACCAAGCUUACAGAAAGAUAUUGCUGCUAUAUGUCAGUUCCAAACGCAGUUCUCAAAAAAUGAUAAUUUUCAAAUCCCAGCUUUUAAAUGCCAGUGAAAACGAAAAGAAAAAAUAGUACCUAGAAGUAAUAGUAGAAGCCUCAGAAAGAAAAACUCAUCAAUCAUGUGGUUUUUGCGAAGUGACCCAUCGCAACUUUUCCUCCAUUUUUGGUGAGUAGCAGUGCCACGCGGUGAAACGUUGAACGGCCACUUCCACUCCUACUACGACAAGGGAUCACAAACAAUCAUUCAUCUUUUUUUUUCAAAAGGGUUUUCUCCGUUUUUGGACCCGAGCGAUUUUCAAUCCUUUUUCCUGGGGGUCGCCGUCGGCGGCGGCGAAGAAAAAAGGAGCCGGCUGUUGCGGCAUCUCUUUUUUUGGGCGGCGCGCAUGUUUAGCGAUCUUUUCGCAAUUUUUGAAUUGUUUGAUUGGAUUUUUGAAAUAUGUCGUUGGCAAUGACGGCAUGUGGAUUGUAAGUUUUCAGAUUUUGCAAUAGUCUGUAUAGGGUCCUUUAAAAUAUAUCACCUAAAUCAAAUAAUUUGAAAAAUUAAAAAGUUGUCCGUAGAGAUUGGCAUUAUUUUAUGUAUGAACUUCAUAUUUAAUGCCGAAGUUACUCUCAAAUCCUCGAGCUUUCAGUGCGAUUUUAAUUUUUACAAACAUGUUUUUUUUUUUUGAAAAACAAGAAAUAUUCAGUGAUCGAGCUUACAAUGAACUUUUCCUCUGUUUUCAACUCCAAAAAGUAGAAAUAUACUUCGUACUCAACUUGAAAGCGAGGACGAACCGGCGGCAAAGACAAAUGGCUUCUGCCGUCGACCUUCUGUCUUCCAACACCACAGCGUGGCGCCGACAAAUGAACUAUCCGUUCAUCUUGUUCUUCGAAAUUUAUCGAAUCACUGGCACCGUGGCCUAGAGAAUCUGUACAUUUUUCUCAAUUGACGGGAUCGAAUGAAAUAAAAAAGUGAGAAGUUUGGCGCCAGUGAACGGCCUAAUUUGCGUGGCGGCUGUCUGAGAAACGGCAAUUUUUGCUUGAUGCCGACAAACGCACGUCCCGCAACACAACCGUAAUCUCCUCGUUUUGACUCUUUCUCAACUAUUCGUUUGCGUGUGAAUUGGAACAAGAUUGUGGGACUUUUGAAUUUUUUUCGGGACUUCGGAAGAUGAAAUGGAGUUGAAAAAAAUACGAAAACUAGAAAUUGAGAGGCUGAGAAUUAUUUUUUUGGGUGAAGAGAAUUUUUGACAUUGACAGGAGUGUUAAAAAUCGAAAUUUUCAUCCAUUUCAAUUUUCAUCCUAGUUUUCUGGUGUCCAAAAUCAACGUUCACAUGUCAUAAACACCUAAAAUAAGUGCAAGAAAUAACAAAAAAAAAACCCAAAACAAAAAGGGACGGCGGUGCCACCUGCGGCUGGCGAGUAUGGGAACGCGGCGCCCCAUUGCGAUUUCCGCGCACUUGUUCUUCUUAUUCUGCUUCCUUUACAACAACUGAAGGAAAAAAUAUUCAGCGAUGUUCUGAAUAGUGAUUUUGAGUGAAUGAUGUGACAGAAGCAUAAAUAAAUGCUACAGACGCCAUGGGAAAACAUAUGUUUCAAUAUUUUUUCAUUGCAGCUUGCGGCGAAAUCGACGAGGACGGCAACCAAGUUUUCUACGACGGAUGUCCGGUCAGCUUGAAAGGUAAUGUUUUGGGGUUGUUUUAGUACCUAGAGGAGAGGGAAAGAUUAGAGGUUUGAGGGUUUAAAUAACGAAAAUUGGGCUUUAUAAAAGUAUUAAAAUAAGCAACUGUCGAAUACUGCGUUUCAAAAAUUUCAACUUUUGAGGUUCUGGCGAAAGAUUUUUAGUUACGAUGCUCCACUUUACGGAGAGCUUAAAAUUUUUCUAUAGUUUUUUUGGAUCCAAGAUAGAAAUGAGCUUCCCAGGGUACAUGAAGCUUUCUAUGAGAAGACAUAUAAGCAUUUUCUUUCUUUUAACUUCAGAACGAACUACUAAGCUCUCGUUGCUAAGAACUUCUCAGCCUUCUGACCACCGGAAAGAGAGUCAACAAUUCUUGAGUUGCGCAACAACUCCUUACUGAUCUCGCUAAUGAACACCUGUAAUUAACGGAUUUGUGUCGGUUGGCAAAGUUCGUUUGGAUUACGGUGGUGGUAGAAGCAACUGCCGCCAAUCUCGAAAAAAAAAGAAACUGUAGGUGAACAAAUAUGAUGGGCAGCAAUCAAGGCGGGUCAACUCGUCGUUUAUUUGCCGAUCCCAUGCAUGUUUCCGCGCUUGUCUCUGUCAAACUUUCCGCUUAUGGCCGGUACUCACAUAAAUCAAGCCUGGUGGGGCCUAUUUUUGUUGUCGUUGUUAUCGACAACCUCGACCAAACACAGUGAAUGAGAAUGCUACUGGUUGCUGUUGCGUAGAAGUUUUUAAUUGGGUUUUAGGCAGAUCUAGGAGAAGGAUUUUGUAGCAGAUUCUUAAUAUAGAAAAGGGAAGAUUUUGUAGAGAUUGUGAGAUUUCGAAGCGGCUUCUGACGUUCUAGAAAAGCAAUAGACUCUUUUUGGUGCGGUUCAUGUGUGAGAGAAGCUUCUGAGUUUGCUCCGAAACCUUCUGGAGUCCUCCCAGUGUCAUGUCAAGUUCCAAAUCCAACAACCGUUUCCAAUUCCCCCACCUGCCCACCCAGGACAAAGACGAGUAGAAAAAGAGGAAGAAGAAGGCUGUCGAGGGGUGAACGGAACGAACGCAACACACACAAAAAAAAGAACCUUUCCUCACACAGAGGUGACAACGAGACGAAGGGAUGAGUAACGGUGGCGUUGCGAGAACCAGCGCAAGUAACAAAAAAUCUAUGUUUUGUUACCUUUGGGCAAAAAAGUUUGGUGAGGAUUUUAAUAAAAAUUAAUCUAAGGUACUGGAAUAACCUAGGCAGAAAGUCGAUUGGGUUACCUUUUUAGGAAUCUUUGAACUGUCGAUUUUUUCUGAACAAUCUUCACCAUGAAGCUACAUACUGAAUAGCUCUUUCAAAUAUUGAGAUCAUUCCGAGCGUGCGAAACCUUAUCAAAACUUCGAGAUUGACCAUUUCUUCAUCACGAGAAAAAAAAGCUUCGAAGUGAUUCAUCCCGUCUUCCAAAUGCCGAAAAAACCUCUGACCGGCAUUUCUCAAAAAAUGAGAAAAGAAAGAGAAUUUAACGAGCGUUUGUGUCUUUCUGAUCGUGAAAAUGACGGUAGGGCAAUGUUUGCAACGAAUCUGGCGCCACGCCACAGCGGGACGCUUUUGCAGCCGUUUUUUCAGCCAUUUUUUGGCCCAUCCAUCGUUGAUUUACAUGUGAAUAGGGUUCGAAGACGACGACCGUUUGUUCGGCGAAAGAUUCUCUCUUAAUGACUUUUUCUUGGUUUUUUUCAACGCUUCUCUCGGGGGUCCGUCAUCAAUUAGUCCAAAUCGAUCUUAUCUUUUUUUACUACCUUGCUACAAGUACUGCUUUCCCAGCGGGAAGUAAAAGUUACGAGAAGUUUAUCGGCGUUCGGCAUCUGUCUACCGACGCGUGCUGCGGUUUCCUUCAUCUUUUUGUGACGAUUGCAAUCUUGACAUGGCAAUGUGUUAACGUGGGAUUAUGACCUUAUUAGGGUUGGGUUAAGUGAGGUGGAACGAAUUUUGGCUUGGUAAAAGUUAGAUUUGAUGAUAUUAUUUUAGAACUAGGUAGUUGGAAUGAUAAGAAAAUGGAUAGUUAAAAAGUUAGUGUGUUGGAGUUUAUCAUAAGUAGUUGAUAGUUAUUCUCAGCUUUAUAUUAAUCACCAUUGACUUGAUGAGAAUAUUUUUAACGUUGUGAUAAAAUUUUAACAUAAAUAGAGAGGUAGUCCAAACAGAGCUCUCUACAGUGAUAAGAUCUUCUAACAAGCUGGCUAGGAGUGGAGUAUAUUUAGUAUCUUCCAAACUGGAGAAACAGAAGAUUUCGAAAAACUCAGAAAAAACGGCUACCACCGGAUGUGCGAAAGCGUUCUUGACGCUUGAAGGAGCCCCGACAAAGGUGUUUGUUUAAAAUUGGAGAAAAAUCGCCUGGUCGUCGGCAAACGACCUAACGAAUUGGACAAAUCUUCACCUUUUUUUGGACACCUGCGUGUUCAUUUCCUGCCGUUGUGUUAAAUUUGGGGACUUUACUACUCCAAAAAACAUGGAAGGAAGUUGUAGUUUUCUAUACCUUUUCCAAGAAAAACAGGACUGUUUGUCGACUACAAGAAACACGAAAAUCGUAGCAUGGUCAUGUGAGGUGGAUACAUUCUUGUUGAAUUGUUUUUCUCGCUUGCGGAUUUAUAGAUUUACGACAAGUUUUGGAUUGUGCAACAUGUGCGUGUGUGGUUGUAUCGAAAUGCGAGAAGAACAUUGGGUAAUUUACGAUCAAGAUAUUCAGGUGCACACCUGAACGUGCAAACAAGCGGAUCAAGGCAAUGGAUAUUUAUGAGCGAUGUGGUGGUAUAAUGAGACAACUUUUUGAGAUUAAUUCUUCCUCGUGGCGUGGCUGUAGACGGGAACUGUUAGAAAAUGUGUUCCUGUUUAAUUUUGAACUACUGGAUAUUUUCUAGAGGCUCUUAAUCACAAGGGUGAUUCUUAACUUUAGUCAUAAAGCUGAUAAAACUUUAAUUUUCGAAUGGGAUAGGAAGUUGAGAGAAAUCUCCUCUAAAAAAUUCAAAAAGGGUGACGGUAGCUUGACUUUAUGUUUAUUGAGAAGCAGAAUUCGAUUUUAAGUCCUCUCCGGAGUAGAUAAAAGUUUAAAGCUGCUCGUAAUUUUUUUUUUCGUUAAUCAAGCUAUUUUGACACCUUCCUCGCUGGUUUGAAGCUGAUCAACUUGAGUUUUCUUCUGCGUUUUGUCGAAAAUCAAAGUGACAGUCGUCAAAGAGUCUGCCGUGUUGUAGUAAUUUGUCACCGUCGCACACGUCGAACUAUAUGGGAACCGACCGAUGGACCUUACCAAGAGCCGUUUUUCAUUCCGCUGGCCGUCGGCUGAAACUUUUCUGUUGACCAACUCCUCUUAUUUUCGCCCUAUGGUAGCUUGGAGUUAUUGGAGACUUUUUAAACUGAAAAUAGAUCUGAAGAAGGUUUUUUGAUUUUUUUCAUACGGUAGUCAAGUAAGUAAGACGGCUAAAUUUGGAGACUUCUGACUUCUCUUUGCAAAUUCGGGAGUGUGGAUCACUAAAACCUGCUAACUUUUCACAUUUCAUCACCUAUGGCAGCUAGGAGGUUCUCAUGAAGCAGGACGUUUUAUUGACUUGAGUAUAAUUUUCUCGGGAUCCUACUUAGAGCCGCCUUUUUGCGUUCAAAUCCGGAUGUUUAAUUUCGUCGUCCUACGGUAGCUAAGAUGUUCUCAUGAUGACGUGAUUUCCAUCCUUGCGGGAAAGGAAAAUAUUUUGAGUUGAGUUGAGUGAAGAAGUUGAGAGAGGUUUUAAAUGACACGCAAAGGACACGGUAAGUCUUUCGCGGGGCCGGCCGAAGAGAAAUCGGACCGGCGGCAGCGACGGCGUGGACCAAACCGGAUUAACGCCACUUUUUUUUGGCUAGCUCUACAUGUUCUGUGUGUGUUUGGAGUGUACCGCCAAGGAUACCAUGGGAAUUGUGGUUUUUUCUGGGUUCGCAAAGUUUUUUGGGUUGGAUGAGAUUGGGUGACAUUGGAACAUUUGGAUUGGCUUUAGGGAGAUGUUUGUUUUUUUUUUCUCACUGUUGAACUUUUACUAUCAAACUAGCAAAAAAAAUUAUAUUUAAGUACUGUCGAGAAGAGGCAAAAAACUUUUUAAAUUAGGAAAAAGGGAAAAAUAAAGUCUAAAAGUUGCAUUCAAAAAGGGUGAAUAAAAAAAAUACAGGAGAAUCAACUAUACUGAAAAAAAUUGAGCAAAGUGAAGUUUCAGAGAGCUACGGUAUUUGAAAAAAAAUAUUUUUUAAGCUCUAGAGUUCAGGAAAAUCGAGGAAACUUUUGAAAAAUUUUAGAAACAAGGGCUUCCGUCAGAUCAGCCAAAAUCGGACGUAAUCUCAUUUUUGAAAUUUUUAGACGUCGACUGCGUGACACGCGACUUCUGCUUCCCGAAGACGUGCUUCAACGGCGGAUUCUGCCAAGCCGACAACGCUACGAGUGCCAGCUGCGUCUGUCCGCCUGGAUUUGCUGGAGAACAGUGUGAAAUCGACAUCGACGAGUGCGAAGAUGCCGAAGAACGACGGUGCAAUGGCGGAAGAUGUGUUAACACUGUGGGUAGAAGGGAAAAUUUGAUCAAAAUUGGACAAAAAUGGUUUUCAAAAGGCUUCUUCAGAAGACCUGCAGCUUAGAACCUUCACAAAACGUCGAAAGAAAAACAUUAAUACGGUUCCAAUGAGCGUAUUUGCCUUCUUUUGGCUAUGUAUUUGGAGAUUAUCCGUUGCUGAGCAAAUUUGGCUCGCCUGGUGUAAUAAGAAACAGUCCGAUACCACUUUUCCUAUAGAUACAGUGAAAAAUAAAACCUGAUUUUUCUUUUGAUUCGAAAAAAAAUUCUGGCGACUGACCGCGUUCCCACGCCUACCGUAUAUGGGCUGGCGAGUGUUUUUAUACGAGCCGCCUGUGUUGUUUUCCCCGUCGUCUCGUCAGCAACAGCAUCCCCAUUCUCUUUUCGCUUGUAAAUGAUGAUCUCGAGAGGAGAAAUGGAUUUGAAUGGACAGUUUUAUUUGAAAAAAAAUUUCUACGUGUUCGUUUUUCAGUACGAACGAAGCUUGAUUCAGAGAAGUAUUCUACGAAAAAAAAAUCCAAAGUUUUUUCUUGUUAGCAUAGUUAGCAUAGAAAAAUGUUUUUACGAAGGUGCAUUUUUUUAGUGAGGAGACUUCUGCUUUCUGAAGUAUACUGCUCAAAAAAUAAUGAAUCAAACUUCAAAAUUUUUCCAGUACGGCUCGUUCAAAUGCGCCUGCUUGCCUGGAACUGGCGACACCGACUGUUCGACCCUGGAGUUCCGAGGAAUGCGACAAGUCAGCUACACGAAGAACGACGAGCAGCCGGCCUGCGUGAAGCCCAACGCGACGGCCGAACCGGAGCCUUGCCGAAACGGAGGCUUCUGCCGUCAGACCAUCGACUCUAACCGCACUUGCGUCUGCCCAAGAGGCUUCCAAGGCGAGUUAAUCGUUGUGAAAAGAAGAAUGGCGCAACUUCGCACCUUGUUAUGGUCUAACACUUCCGGUGAAAGGAUUAACACUCACUAGUUCUUCUAACAUGAUGAAUAAGACUUUUUCUGUGUCUCAGAGACAUAAUUUGCAUGAUAAACAUAAUUUCUUUUCAUUAAUAACAGGUGGAAAUAUUAACUUAGGCUUAGCUUAUAUUAUCAGGCUUAACUUAUAAAAAUUCAUCCUUAAGGUGACCUCUGCGAACAAGAUAUCGACGAAUGCGCCCUAUCGCCAUGCCUGAAUUCUGGAACUUGCCACAACAAGCAGGACGGUUUCGUCUGCGUCUGUCUCCUUGGGUUCGAAGGUUUCCUCAAAUCUUGAAACGUCCUUUUCAAAAUAAUAUAUUUCCAGGCGAGUUCUGCGAGACCAACGUCGACGACUGCGUCAACAACGAAUGCGCCAACGGAUCGACCUGCGUCGACGGAAUCUCGCGCUACACUUGCGAGUGCCAGAACGGCACCAAAGGAACGCGUUGCGAGAUGAUCGACCCCUGUUUCGAGAAUCCUUGCCUCCAUGGCGACUGCUCCGCCCUGGAGAAUGGCGACUUCGAGUGCCUCUGCGAUCAGGGAUACCAGGUGAGAAUUGGGAUUGGAUCAAAUGUGUGGAAUUUACGCUGCCUUUGUUAUAUAAGGCCUAUCUGUUGAGAAAAAAAAAACAAUCUAAAAAUUGAUUCCAAUAAAAAAAAAAAAUAGCUUGCCAGUUAAAAUUGGGCUGAAACUUUUAGGCCUGAAGUGAGCGCACAAGCCAGAGUUAUGUGUCGAUUUACGGAGAUUCUGCGUCCCGAAACAUUUUGAAAUGAUUAGUGCAACUGAAUAAUCUCCCGAGAAGCGUCUUUUUUUUCCAACUGGAUUCAGAAAGCCUGGGAAAAGAGGGAAAGAUUAAAAUUUGAAAAAAAAUAGGGAUAUCAAUACUUUUUGCCCAUUCUCUACAGUUUUCAAGCCUAUAGGUGUCUUGAAAAUUUUUGAGAAAUCCAUGCUGAAUAAUAUGUUGAAUUUGACGCGUGCUCUUUAUUUAUGGUCUUUGAGUUUGGGUCUUCCUUUGCAAAAUUUUAAAAGCCUAACUAAAAAGCAAGACAAAAAAUCCAUUCUAACUAUGGUUCAUUUACAGGGAAGUCUCUGCGAGGCCGACGUCAACGAGUGCUUGCGACAACAGUGCUACCACAACGGGAAGUGCGUGAACACGCCUGGCAGCUGGAGAUGCGAAUGCCCUCGUGGAUUCAACGGAACCCGAUGCGAAGAGUCCUUCGACACGUGCGUCGAUGAGAACGUCGUCUGUGAGAACGGAGGACAGUGCUACAGUGGCUACGAAGGCAAUCGCGAGCCGAUUUGUAGUUGUCCGCAAGGUAGAUCGCCUUCCUUAUAGCUUUUAAGAAGAUUUUCCGAUUUCUAGGCUCAUGAGCUCACUUGCAACGAUUUUCUGAUGUCAUGCUCUUUUUAAGCUUCCAAAUUUUCAGGAUUUGUUGGAAAACGCUGCGAGUCUGCCUGCAAGCCGGGAACUGGCGGCGUCGCCUGUGACCUCAACCUGACCAUCCCUGUCUGCGGCGAACACCUUGGCAAGUGUCUGAACGGCGGAAAGUGCAUCGACAACUUUUGCGUGUGCCCGGCGGUAAUCAACCACCCAAAAAAUCACCAUAAUCUCCUUCUCUUAAUCAGAAAUACGUUGGAAACCGUUGCGAAGCGGCCCGAAGCGACAUCCGCCCUCUUUAUAACAUUUCCUGCGCGUCAGACCCUUGUCUGAACAACGCCACUUGCUAUGAUAUCACUGACAACGAAGUCGGAUACAUUUGCCAGUGCGAGGACGGUUUCGAAGGCGAACUUUGUGAGAAGCGCAAGAGUUUGAAGAUCAAAAAUUGCCAGAAGUAUAAAGUUUUUUUAGAACAUUGUGAUGGAAAUCCGUGCCAUAAUGGCGGCAGUUGUGUAGAAAGAACUGAAGGAUUCGUCUGCGCCUGCAUGAACGGAACGACUGGGGAGCGCUGUGAAGUUCGUCAGCAGUUGGAUUGCUCUAUGACGUGAGUUUGUGCGGAAAUCUUAGUUAAAGUGGAGAAAAACUGGUGGUACAGCUGCAGAUGAAAGUGAGGCUCUUUACAAAAAUCAGAGUGAUUUUAGAACCUUUGGAUAUUUUUCGAGAAGAGAAAAUUUGAAAAUUUCUAAUUUCGGUACGUGUUUCGUUUAUGUCUUCAGCUGCUCCCAAUUCUGGAACUCGUAAAGCUUCGCAAACAACAAAAUUUUUGAUUUCGUUAUGUUUUUGAUUACGUUCAUGACGCGCCAUGGGAAACUGUUAUGUUGAGGAGUACUGUAGCGUAUUUUGUUUUAUUUCGUUUGAAAUGGUAGGCUUCUCUGAUAUUCUUUGUUGAAACAUUUUUUUUUUCGCUGAAAAUUUUCUUUUAUUUUUCUGCAUUAUAAUUCUUCUAUUUUCACGGCUUCUCGAGACUUCAGAAUUUCCAGGCCUUGCGCAAACGACGGAAAAUGCUUUAUGGCGAUGGACGGCAAAAGCCAGUGCGUCUGUCCCGCGGGCUUCGGCGGGGACCGUUGUACUGUCAAUGUUGACCAGUUUGACACAGUCAACAGGUGCUACCGAACUUCUUCUUCUUCCACAAUCAAUUAUUUUUGUAGAAAGUUACAAGAAGCCUGCUCCCUCCGGAAUUGCUCGGCUCGCGCUGGCGACGGCGCCUGCGAUCUCGACUGCAACUUUUUGGCCUGCGGAUUCGAUGGCGGCGAUUGUAGCGCCAAGCUUCAACCCUUUGCCCGUUGUCCCUACGCUAAUUUCUGCGCCAACGUCUUCGCCAAUAACAUCUGUGAUGCGGUACUGAUGCGAUACAGGAAUGAAGAAAGGAAUGAUGAGUUUCCAGGCUUGUAACAACGCCGAGUGUCAGUUUGAUGGCAUGGACUGCCUUCCGGCCGUGCCACGGUGUCCGGCGAUGAUCGAACGCCAUUGCGCUGCCCACUAUGCCGACGGGGUCUGCAACAAGGAGUGCAACAGCGCCGCCUGCGGCUUCGAUGGCGGCGACUGCGAGGCCGACGAUGACUCUGUCAAUGUUGGACUUUGUCGCAAAUAAUUGUUACAAAAAUAUAACUUUUUCCAGGUCCUGAAAGACCUCCGAUUCAAACUGCUGACGUCACCAGAAGAGUUCCGACGCGGCGUCAAGAGCUUCCUGAUGGAGAUCAGUUCGGCUCUCCGAUCGGCCGUCCGCAUCCAGUCUGAUGAAGUUGGACCGAUGAUCUUCGAGUUUUCCGAAGACGAAAACGUGACGAAUAUCGGCAAGAGGCUCAAGCUUGAUGAGGUUUGAAAUGAAGAUUGUUCUGAUAAUCAUUGAAAUGCUGUUUUUCAGGCCGCUCUCAAGUCCAUCUCCACUUCGCUCCGUCAGAAACGACGCGCCGCUCAGAGAGAAGGUGUCGUGGUCUUCCUGGAAGUUGACGUCGCCAAGUCCUCGCCGCUGUCCCCGUCGACCUGCGACGCCGAUGAUCAUUCGUCGUGUAUCUUCCAGUCUGCGCAAGGAGUCGUGGACUACGUCGCUGCUGAUCUUUCCAAGAAGGUUUGGAGAAAUGAGGACUUGAAAUAGUCGAGUACAGAAAUUUUCAUGAAGAUCUGCAACUUGAAACUUGGGAAUUUGUUUAUCGGGCUUAAAAGGCUCACUAACCUUCUUCAUAUCUCUAGAAAAGCUUAUCUUGGCUUAUUUACGUUUCUACCUUCUAAAGCUCAAACACUUUUACGUCUCUUUUUCAUCGCAUGAAAACCCCUUUUUUCCAGGGACCUCAAACCUUUGGUCUUCCCGUCUAUGAAGCCCGAGUCAGUCCGAUGCAGCCGCCGCGCUACGUCUUCGGCUUCACCUACACCACUCUCUUCGCCGGCCUUCUCGCCGCCGUCAUCCUCGUCGCUGCCGCCUUUGGAGCCCUGGUUCAUGACCGCAAGCGGCGCAACGUCAGAGCCUCUCUCUGGUGUCCCGGAAGCGAGGCUGAACGUAAUGAAUCAUCCUGAUUCCCUUUCUACCGACAUUUUUUAGUCAAGAAGCAGUCGACGGCUUCUAGUCAGUGCUCCCUGCUCGAUCCGGCUUUCAAUCUCCACCACGCCAAGCGAGGUCGCUUCGAAUACGGCCAGAGCAUUCAUUCGUCUCACUACUCUCCGCCGAGGUUCAUGGGCUUCUUCAAACCCGAGAAAGUUGAAGAAUCCGCUGUCACGCCAGGAACUCCUGUCAUACCGUAAAUAUCCUCCCGGGAAAAUUAUUCUCAUUACUGUUCUUGUAGACCUCCGAAAAAGGCAGUCAUCGUCAAGGAGCCGACUCCGUUGAUUAUUCAAGCUGAGAGCGGUGGAAAGAUUACUGUCGAGGUGCUGAGGAAAUUCCGAACAUUCACCUAAAAAUUUGUCUUUUAGAUAACAAAACAGACGGUCAACGAGUCGGAGGGACUCUUCGGACGGACCGCCCUCCAUUGGGUCUGUGCCAACUCGAGAGGAAAGCCUGAGGAAGUUAUUGUGGAGGAAGCUCAGCGAUUGAUCGCCGCUGGCGCGAAUCUCGACGUCAAGGAUUCGGGUGAGUUUGUGAGGGAAUAUGGCGGAUUCAGUGGUCAAGAACUUUUUCUUCAAGUGUUAUUAUUUCCAGAUGGCGACACCCCGCUGCUUCUGGCAGUCCGUUCCCGACGUCAACGGCUCGCUCUGAUCCUUCUGAAUGCUGGCGCCGAUCCGUGUUGCUUCAACAACAGCCUCCGAAGUGUAUUGCAUGAAACGGCUGUGAAUUCCGAUAUUUCCAUGGCUCGGGUCCUUCUUCGCUAUGAAGGCGUUGUCAAGGAGGUUUCCAUCGAGGAAUAUUUCCGAAUAUCAUUUUUUUUUUGCUCUUCAGAUUGAUGAAAUUAACAAGACUGGCUGUACUCCAUUGAUGGAGGUCGCGAGAAACGACAUGGUCACCACGGACUUCGCCCGACUUCUUAUCCAAUAUGGCGCCAAGGUUGAAGCGGAUGGAGGGUCCAGAAAGGUAUUUUACAACGAAAAAAACGAUACCGUAAUCCAUAUUCUUUCAGGAGUCAUGCAUCUACAAGGGACGGACGGCACUGCACUACGCUGCUCAGAUUAAUAAUAUGGUCAUGGUUGAAUUUUUGCUCAUGUCCAAUGCCAACAAGGACAAGCAGGAUGAACAGGUUUUAGUAGAGAAAGAAAAACGGAAUCAAUCUCUGUUUUCAGCAAAUGACUCCGCUGAUGCUCGCCGCGAAAGAAGGACACAUCGAAAUUGUCAAGUACCUGGUUCAGCACGGGGCCAGCGUCGAGAGCGUCGACCAGAUGGAGAGAACCGCGAAGAUGAUGGCUGCUGACAACAAACAUCAGGACGUCGUCGACUACCUGGCCAGCGUCAGCCCCACGGACGUCCAUCUGGCCCGACUCACCGAAGCCGCCGUUCAGCAACACCUCGUCCAGCAGCAGCCCCUCAACGCCGCCAGACUCAACAGCAAGAAGACGUCCGCCCGACCUUCGACCAAAGCCGUCAAGAGAAUCGCCGCUCGCCGUGGUACUGGCCACAGCACUGAGUCAUCGUCACCCGCCACCACGUCGCCGUCGAACUUGUCUCGCGACUCGGCGAUCCACCUGACGCCGCCGCCAUCUUCUGAAGGGUCUCUCUCGUCGCCGUCGCCUCCGACUCACUACGGAUCUUCGCUUGUCAAUCCGGCGCACGUCUACUCUUCGAGGUCGUCUUCUGGCGGAAGUUCCAUGCACUCGUCGCAUGCUGAAUCGUCGCCCGAGUAUCAUCACAAUGACUCGGUUGAAAUGGUGAUUAUCUGAUAGAAUAUGGACAUUGAAGGGUUAUGGAAAGUAGGCAUGCAAAUCGUAAAAAAAUAAUUCACUUAUUCAAAUCAAUAAUUUUCAGAUGAACUCGGUCGGACAUCAUACGAUGUGGCACGAAUCGCCACCUUAUGACCCACAGCAUCUGUACGCACAGCAGCCGUCGGCCCAGCAGCUUCAUCAUCAACAGACCCAGCAAUCGGCCGUUCAGCCCAUCGGAUUCCAGGAGUUCUGCUACGAACAGCAGCAGCGGGUCAUGAACCAGAGCCAUCCCAAUGAGGAGCAGCACCAAAUGUACUAUUGA